Messenger RNA from Purpureocillium lilacinum, 2562 nucleotides. RefSeq lists its product as uncharacterized. Lineage: Eukaryota; Fungi; Ascomycota; Sordariomycetes; Hypocreales; Ophiocordycipitaceae. Gene Ontology annotation, molecular function: protein binding. The record is from RefSeq and is a predicted model, not a curated record.
AUGGCCACCGUAGAGCCCUCGACUUCCCAGCUCUGGGGGCACGCGCAGAAGAUCCGCAAGAGUAUACAGAGGCGACUCGAGAAGAUUAACACGGAGAAUGCCUCCGAGGCAGAAGACUCCAAGUUCGAGGCAAUCGACGGCAUCUUAGAGAAACUCCGACUUGCCUGCGCCACGACGAUAUUCCUCGAUUUCAAGUUUGCAAACACCGAGGGCGUCGAGGAGGUCCUCUGGGACACCCACAUCGCCAUCAAUGCCGAGUAUCGAAGGGUCCUCAAGCGCCCCAAGAAUCCUGCGCAGGCUGUCGAGCGCCGCAAAGUCGAGAAGAUGUACCACAACUUUCUGCGUAUCGCCCAGAAGUUCUACAUUGGAUACAUCCAGCGCCUUGCCGCCCGCUUCGACAUUCCGGAACUGCGACGCGCCGCGCAAGGAGUCAAUGCCGCCCCGAUGGACUCCGGCGACCGCAUCAGCCAGCUUACCGAUGAUAUGAGCCAUCUUGUGCUCCAGUCCUGUCAUUCAACAUUGUUGCACUUGGGCGACCUGGCACGCUACCGUAUACAGGCGAAACGGGGGAGCUCCGGCUACGACAUGGCGUUGACGUACUACAAUCUGGCCCGGCAUAUCAUGCCUCGAUCGGGCUUUGCCCUCCACCAGAUUGGCAUUGUGAACCUCGACUGCGGGAAUCACCUCGACGUGGUGUACAACUUCUAUCGCUCCCGUGUCUCAGAGGUUCCUCACCCCAAUGCAAAGGCGAACUUGGAGAACGAGUUCAAGACCCUCCGUAAGCCAAAACACGACAAGGGCCGACGGAGCCCCUCAACCCCCCAGGAUGUCUUCAGCUCCUGGUUUGUCAAGCUUCACGCCUUCUUCUACCAAGGCGAGCGCUUUCCACAGCAUGAAGAGCUUGAGCAUGAAGUCAUGCACCGGCUAGAUAUGGCGUGCCGAGAUGCGGCCAACUCAGGCACCCUCCUGAAGAUGGCGCUGGUCAACAUCUGCGCGCAUGAUGUUGCGUGCGCAAAUUAUGCCGAAAACAAGACAGAAGCGGCCUUGCGAUUCAGCCAGUUCUCGCUGAGAUUCAACGCACAGUUCUUGUCGAGAGUUUGCCGUGCCCUCGAAACGACACUGCGAGAGGCGAUCUCCGACAGAGAUCACAGUGCUUCCGACUGCGGCCACGUGGAGAUCGUAUCCGUCGUCGAAACCCUGCUACCGAUUCUGCGAAUCUACUGCGUCUGGAUCGCGUCUCAGCGUCGCGAGCUCUUUGGCCCUGGCGUCGCCACUGGACCAGCCAUUCAGGCCAUGAUGCAGAUUUUAGCUCAGGUGUUCACACAGCUCUGCGUUGUAUCGUACACGCGGAAAGACCUGGCGUCGGCUCCGUACUUGCUGCCCGAGGAUCUUGAAAUCCGUGGCGUGCCUUCCUUGACAGGAGAUUCUGUUCCCGCGGACUGCCGUGUCUACAGCGUCGAUGGCGUCACACACAAGUCGUAUAUCCAAGAUCCAGAGCAGCGUCUAGACGGCCUCCAUGAGAAUUUGGCACGCAUAUUAGAUGUCCUUCGUUGCGCUUAUUUUAUGGCCGAAGACACGGCCACACCCCUUUCCUGCAACGUCGUUCAGGAUUCACUGGUCUUCGAAUACCAGUCGAGCGCCACGACAGCACCAGCGGACCGUAACAUAGGUCAACCUUCGCCCGGCUCCGGAGCUCAGGCGAGCGGCGCGUCUGCUCAGCAGCUGCCAGCUCCUCCAACGUGGACAGACCAGAUGAUUGAGCGAAACACACCAUCGCCGCCAGUUGGCUCCGCGAUCGAGGCCCAGACCGAGAGGACAGUGAUGGCGAUGCUCAGCCCGUUUCUCGGACCGCCCACGCCCCAGAAGGACGACCGUGGGCAGAACCGCUCCUCGUCGUCUUCGUACGGCAUGCAUACUGAUACCGCCAACGACGUCUUCGGCUCCGCUCCGACGCCUUCGAGGCCAAACUCCUUCGACGGCCCGGGCGCCCUCGCGCCCUACCCGUGGGCUUGGGACGACAUGCCGAAGCCAGUUCCUGCUGUCGCCGAGGCAUACAAGCGUGCAAGCGGUGAAAUCCAGUCAGUGGGAACAAUGCCACCCAGGUCUCCUGCGGACAACGCGUUCGCGAAUCGCAGCCCUGGGGGCUAUGCAGCACCAACUGCACCGCCCUCACUAUUCGCUUCCGAGGUCCCGCGACAAGCCAACGUGGGCGGCUCUUUCGCCUCGCCAGCUGAUGCUGCCCACAGAGAGCGCCUGCUGCAAUCUCUCUCAGGCCAUGCCCCCGCGCAAGCUGCCGGCCACGCUGUGCGGUCUCCCCAACCGCCUCCAAGAUGGACAGAACUCCCUUCCGCGAACGCGCCUCCCUCAUCCUCCAUGGCGAGCUACUUUUCGCACCCGAGCAGCCUAUACCAGGGCACGCCCGCCAACGGGAACGUCCGGGACCAGUUCCAGGGCCCGUCGCCCUACAGGGCAGGCGGCGCUUCGCGCGGGGCUCGUGGCCAGACGGGUGAACCGACUUCGCGCUUCGACGAAGGUGGCCGCCGCGCGCCUUGGGGGAAGUGA